CGUCGACGUUUUUUUUUCCUGUCUUCGUUUUUUUUUUUUUUUUAUUCGAGACUUUUUUUUUCUCUUUUUUUAUUUUCUCUCAGCGAGAUGAGCAGGGAGUGAGGAAUGGAGGCGUAGGGAGAGCACGGAUGUUUGUGUUUACUAAGCGGCGGGCUAGUUAAGCAUAUUGAAUAUACAGGCCUCCUUGUAGCUAGAGCAAGCCAGCGAACAAAAGGAGAAAAUUAAUGGAGAAAUAAUGGACGAUUCCCAUUUCAACUCAUCAUACUUUUGGUCUCCCGUCCCCACUGUACAAGGACAGAUUGAGAACGCCAUGUUCCUGAACAAGGCGAAGGAGCAACUAGGUCCAGAGAAGGCCAGUGCGCCCUCCUUUCCUCACUCUUCUGCGUCUUCCACUUCCUCCCCCCACUACCCCACGGCUGUACUCGCCAUCCCCAGCUCAGUGGAUGGAGCGGCUGGGGUACGUGUGGUCCCUAAACAGGAAGGAGGCGGAGGUAAUGCAGGAGGGGGUGGUGGUGGAAACAGCAAUAGCGGACCCCUGAGUGCAGUGGGGGCACACCUGCACCAGUCGCACACCUCCCAGAACGUCACCGUUGUGCCUGUUCCCUCCACGGGUAUCAUGACUGCAGCGGGGUUAGUGAUCACCACCCCACAGGGCACACUGGUCCCCACCGCCUCCACGCAGUCUUUUGUAGCUGGACACCCCACUGCCACCACCAUGAUAGUGUCUGCAGUGCACCCCUCAAAUUCAGAUAAGAAGGAGGACAUUGCUCCUGCUGUUGUCAUGCCGGCACCAUCAAAACGAGGCAGAAAAAGCAAACAGGUGAUGAGUAGGGUGGCCGGAGUGGGUGGGGUCCUCCCUCCAGGAAGUGAUGCAUUAAUACUGGCACACCUUGCUGCUGGUGGACAGCACCACGCUGGCGACCCAUAUGAUCUGUCAAAUGAUGAGGAUGAUCACAUUAACAAAGACGGACCCAAAUCUUACAGGUGUCGGAUGUGCGCAGUGACGUUCUUCAGCAAGUCAGACAUGCAGAUCCACGCCAAGUCCCACACCGAGGCCAAGCCCCACAAGUGCCCCCACUGCUCCAAGUCGUUUGCCAACUCCAGCUACCUGUCCCAGCACAUUCGUAUCCACAGCGGGGCCAAGCCCUACACCUGCACUUACUGCCAGAAAACUUUCAGGCAGCUCAGUCACCUACAGCAGCACACACGAAACCACACUGAGGCCAAGCCCCACAAGUGUCCCCACUGCUCCAAGUCGUUUGCCAACUCCAGCUACCUGUCCCAGCACAUCCGCAUCCACACCGGGGCCAAGCCCUACACCUGCUCCUACUGCCAGAAAACAUUCAGGCAGCUCAGUCACCUACAGCAGCACACACGGAUUCACACCGGUGACCGGCCGUACAAGUGUAAUCAUCCUGGCUGUGAAAAAGCUUUCACUCAGUUGUCCAACCUCCAGUCUCACCGUCGGCAGCAUAACAAAGACAAGCCGUACAAGUGCCACAACUGUAACCGUGGUUACACAGAUGCUGCCAGCCUAGAGGUUCACCUGUCCACACACACCGUGAAACACGCCAAGCUGUUCUCCUGUGGCCUCUGCAACCGAUCCUAUACCUCGGAGACGUAUCUAAUGAAACACAUGAAGAAGCACAACCCCGACCCAUUAACAGUGGCAGCAACAGUAGCUGCUCAGCAGGCCCAGGGCCUGACACCAGGCGGAGGGGGCAGGGGCCGAGGCCGCGGUCGAGGGAGAGGUGCGGGCAGAGCGAGCCAGCUCCAAAACCAGACGAACCCUAACAACAACCAGAACCCAAACCCCGGACCUCCAGGCAGCUACCAGCCACAACAGCAACCCACAGAAUCUGUGGUCCCCUGCCCAUUUGAUCUACACCAGUACAAGACAGUGUCAGCCAGCGAGAUCCAGUACAAACCAGUCACUGUGGCAGAUCUGCCAGUGACCCACAAAGACCUCUGCCUAACCGUCUCCACGUCAGCCAUACAGGUGGAGCACAUGAACUCAUAGGCUGCGUCUUCCUGCUCUGCUCGAGGGAUUAGUCGAGUAAAAAUGGUCCAUAUGUACAAGUAAUUUAACUGUAUUCAGUAUUAGAGCCUUCUUAAAAUCAGGGGGAAAAAAUAGCUGAUUGGGUGAAUUUCUAUAAUUCAGAUCUUCUAUUUUAUUGACACAUCACUGAAUUUGAAAGUGUAAAAACACUAGUGUAUUCAGUUAAGACUUCUGUAGCUUUCAGUGAGAUUAUUUUUUAAAAGCGGUUAGUCGGGUAAUGCAAUACAAUCAUGGAUAGAAGUAAAUUUGAAUUCACCCACUUAAGAAGCUUUGAUGCUGAGUACAACCAUAAAUUACUUACACAGAUAUUUUACAGUGUGCUUCUUGAUUCCUGAGCCCACUUGCCAUGUAUCUCUCAGUAGAAAUGCUGGUCUAGGAACCUGACGUAAGGGUUCAGGCUGGAGCCACAUUCCUCCAUUUUAUGUCAAUUUUUCUAAAAAAAUAUAUAUAUCUGCUAAACAGUUUUGGCUUUUAAAAUCCAUGCAUCUCCAAAGCAUUUUAGGUCUCACUUCACUUUUAAUCACCUACAAAUUUGUGGACCAGAAACUUUCCCUUUGUUGAAGAAAUUUGACUCACUGAUCCUAAACCAGCAGUGCUGCUCUGAGGGAUCUUUGGAGGAUAAAGGUGUAAAAUAUCUGUAAAAUGAAAAAAAAAAAAAAAAGUUUCACUAUUCUUUGGGCAGUUACGGUCCAAAGAAUAGUGUAAAUGUUGAAGACAUUCAGAUCACAUUAAUCUGAACAUUCAUCACUUAUUAGUUCAAGCCAAAACAAAGAAAGAAGGAGUGAAUGAUGGGAGACUGUAGAGAUUCAUAAGAGCAUCUGAAGCAGCGAUGCAAAAAUAUUUAAACAGCAUCUGAAAGGCACAGUCGGGUGUCGCAGACUACAUCAGAAACACUGAAUUGGAGCUACAAAGGAAGGAGCAGCAGGAAGAAAAAUGAAGCGUGCGUUUGGGAAGUCUCGCUAAAGCCUGCAGCCGAAUCUCAAAAGUGUACAUUUCACAGAUCAUGAUGUCCUUAUUUACACCCACCUCCCCUCAAAGGAGCGAGGAAACAUUUCCCAAAGUAUUAAAUAAGCGCGAUCGGUCGGAGAAUGCACUAAAUGUGAGGAGUCCACAGCAGGAACCCCGACAGAAAAGAGAAAAACGGGGGUGGGAGGGGUCAUAACGAAAGCACUUGAUGAAACUUACUUCACGCCUAUGUUUUUCAUCCUUUACCUUUUUUUUAUAUAUCAUAUGUAUGUAUUUUUCUACCAACAGAGAAACGUGUGAUCAAACAGGAAGCAAAGUGAGCGCAUGAAUGUGAUGGAACAGAGAGAAAAGUCCUAACAGAACGUCUUGUCCCCUUUUCUUCUUUUUUUGUUGCUAUUCAACGGUUUACUGUCCUCCAAUGAGUUAAGGCAGCCCAGUUUGUUAUUGUCAGGAUGGUUGUUGGGAAAAUAAUGAUUGUGUGAUGAAAAUGGCUGACAGGUACUGUUAUUAAUCUUCUUUUUUUUAAAAGAACUUUUCAUACAUAUUAUUACUACUUUCAUUAUAACUGUAUUGCAAAUGUUAUCCACAUUAUUAUCAAUCUGAGGCAUUAUGGUAUUGCAGUAUGCUGUACAUAAAAUACAUAGAAAAGACUUUUUCAUCUGUAAAAGGGAAGUAUGUCUUGUGUAAAGCAUCUAUGAAAACUAAAGGAACUCAAAUUAACAUGUACCAAAUCACUGGCAGUGUCCCAGGUCAACUUUAAAGCUGACGGGCUGUGAGACCGUCACGCUCAGCAAAGUGAGGAGAUGACGGGAGAAUAAUUGUUUCUUUUAUCACAACCACAGCCACCAUCUACACACUGUGAAACUGAUCUUAAUUAGGACGUAACCAGAAAUGAGUCAACUAAACCUCAUGUGUGAUUAUUAGGCAAAAAAUUGGGAUGUACUAAUGCAGAUUUUUUCUUCUUCUAUCUAUUGUUAUUUGUUCCCUUUCAAUGUCAGUGAACUCUAAAGCUCUGCCUUUUAAAUCAUAUAAAUACUUUUCUAAAGUCUGUCCUCAUAACUUAAUCCCAAUGGCAGUCAACGGCGCAGAUAUGGUACCAAUAUCAGUGCAUUGCAAGUAGAAAAUUAGCAGGGACUUUAAUUACAGUCAUUUAAAAUACUUUUGGGCAUGUAAGAGAAGCACUUUCGUAAAACUAUCUCUAAUUCCAAAUUAGUGCUUGUGUUAUAUAGGUUAACUGUAGGGCAGGACUUGAAUAUUGUUCCCUGGACUAAUGGAAAAUGGGGCAACAGUGGGGAUGAAUUUAUACAGAUUUUUAAAGUAACAAGUUGUUUUGUACUAAGGAAAUGAAAAUAUCUUAAUUAUCAAUGAGCUAAAAUGUCAUUCUCAAGUCUCCUAAAUUAUUCCCAUUCACAAUUGUUCAGUCACAUAAUUGUAACACAACAGAUAAUUAGACAAAUCUCAUAUUUAUCAGUAUCCCAAUGACAUUGAUGGUGAAUAUCUACCAAUAAUGGUGCAUCCCUAAUACAUUAUAAACAGGGACCACUGAGGCUUCCCAGAGGUGCAGUUUGGCUAAAAUAUCUCUAAUUCCACAUCUGUACAGAUGUUGUUGUUGUGUUAAGUUUACUGUUGGGGAUUGAUUCCUGAACUUAUGGGAAAAAAAACUGGUCUCAAUUACUCAGAGAACCAUGUUAAUACUGUAACCAUAUGAUAUUUAAAACUAAUGUAUCCAUGAUACAUCUGCAAAUAAUUAAAGCAUGAUUAAGAGAAGCUGUGACCUUGGUGACCUGGGACACCGCACACGCCGUCUCUACCCAAUCAGAAAUGUUCAGGAUGCCCGUACAGACGGCUGAUUGUCUCCAUGUAUACUCCUCCUUGUAUUUCAUUGUGUCUUUUUAUGAGAAAUAACCCAUUCUCGAUAUUCUUGUUAAUGUUAUUACCAAUGCUCCUGAUAAUACAGUUAACUGCCCUCUUAUGCUACACUCUUGCAUACUGUAUGCACAGUUACACCUCUUGCUCAUCUGAACAGACUGUUUCUUCCCUUAUGGAGAAUAAAGUUCAAAACCUGUUUAUGAUGAAAGCA
Molecule: messenger RNA, 5105 nt
Organism: Oreochromis aureus
Lineage: Eukaryota; Metazoa; Chordata; Actinopteri; Cichliformes; Cichlidae
Gene: znf384a
Product: zinc finger protein 384 a
Exons: 11
Coding region: 236-2020 (594 amino acids)
Biological process (GO): regulation of transcription by RNA polymerase II
Cellular component (GO): nucleus
Molecular function (GO): DNA-binding transcription factor activity, RNA polymerase II-specific; RNA polymerase II cis-regulatory region sequence-specific DNA binding
Source: RefSeq, a predicted model, not a curated record